This is a messenger RNA of Centruroides sculpturatus (bark scorpion), 480 nucleotides long. RefSeq lists its product as uncharacterized. The record is from RefSeq and is a predicted model, not a curated record. Lineage: Eukaryota; Metazoa; Arthropoda; Arachnida; Scorpiones; Buthidae. The transcript has a single exon. Bases 1 to 480 code for a protein of 159 amino acids.
AUGUACGAGGGAGCAGAGACUCAAAUUAAGAGUAAUGUGGGCACUACAGAAGUGUUCUUCGUUAAUGUUGAUUUGCAUCAGGGAUCGGCCCUUAGCCCUUAUUUGCUUGACGCGAUAAUGGACCUGUUGGUGCGCGACGUGAAGUGUGAGGCUCCGUGGAGUAUGCUGUUUGCGGAUGAUAUUGUGCCGUGUGAACUUUUCCAAACCAAGGCUGAGAAGAAACGGGAAGAUUGGAAGAAAGUUUUGGAAGAAAGGGGCAUGAAGAUUGGUAGAACUAAAACAGCUUACAUGAUUCUGAAUGGUAGAACGAGUGUAAUAUUAAAAUCCAAAAUGUGCCGCUCCCUUUGGUUCCGAGUUUUAAAUAUCUUGGGACAUUUGUCGAGAUGGGAGGAGGAUUGGAGUCGGAGGUGCAGCAUAGAAUUCAAUGUGGAUGAUGAACUGGAGGAAGCCGAGAGGUGUGUUAUGCGACAAGAAAGUUAG